Penicillium manginii is the source of this 267-nucleotide messenger RNA. RefSeq lists its product as uncharacterized. Bases 1 to 267 code for a protein of 88 amino acids. Lineage: Eukaryota; Fungi; Ascomycota; Eurotiomycetes; Eurotiales; Aspergillaceae. The record is from RefSeq and is a predicted model, not a curated record. The transcript has 2 exons.
AUGGUGGACCUAGGUCAUACGAUGAUGAUGACAUACCUAGAAAAAUUCGGCAACAUCAAAGAACUGAAGGGGUUCUUCGACAACGACGAGAAAGCAAAAACGUAUGGGGCAAUGUGUCAGAAUGUCGAGUGGUCGAAUGAUCCCACGAAUCUUCAUAUGGAGAAACAAAUCCCAGAAAUGAUUGCCAAGGGUCAUUCGCCGGACGAUACAUUUAAUCAUAUGGCUCCUAAUUCGAUUCUGCUCAAGGUCACUCUUGUCAAGGUAUGA